Molecule: messenger RNA, 3360 nt
Organism: Gopherus flavomarginatus (Mexican gopher tortoise)
Lineage: Eukaryota; Metazoa; Chordata; Testudines; Testudinidae
Gene: AFG1L
Product: AFG1 like ATPase
Exons: 13
Coding region: 93-1484 (463 amino acids)
Cellular component (GO): mitochondrion; cytoplasm
Molecular function (GO): ATP binding; ATP hydrolysis activity
Source: RefSeq, a predicted model, not a curated record
CCGGGGGGGCGGUGUCACGCACGGCGGCGGCGGCUCGGCCUCUGAGCGACGUUAUUUUGAAGGGCGGGGGGACGACGGAGUCUGCCGGAAAGAUGGCGGCGCCCGUGUCGCCCUUGGUUACCGCAGCCAGACACGCUGCCCGCCUGCUGCCGGCUCGGGCCGCGGCCCCGCGGAGAGCAUACACAAUUCAGGCAGCUGAGAACAUAGCCCCUAAUACUCUGGCAGAUGCUAACUCUAGGGCCUUGUUGGUUUGCAAUGGACCUUUAGAACACUAUGACUUUCUGAUCAAAGCAGAAGAGCUGCGGAAUGAUGAACAACAACGAAGAGUUGUACAAUGCUUACAGAAGUUACACGAGAACCUUAAAGGCUACAGUAUCAGUCCGAACAAUCUUCUGUUAAAGCUCUUUGCAAAAAGCAAACCUCCGAAAGGUCUUUACAUCUAUGGAGAUGUUGGCACAGGAAAGACAAUGGUGAUGGACAUAUUUUAUUCUUAUAUAGAAGUAGAGAGGAAAAAGAGAGUCCAUUUUCAUGGUUUCAUGCUAGAUGUACACAAAAGAAUACAUCGUCUUAAACAGAGCUUGCCUAAAAGGAAGCCAGGACUAAUGGCCAAGUCAUAUGAUCCAAUAGCCCCUAUAGCUGAGGAAAUAAGCGAGGGGGCCUGUCUCUUGUGUUUUGAUGAAUUUCAAGUCACUGACAUUGCUGAUGCCAUGAUUCUGAAACAGCUUUUUGAAAAUCUGUUCCAAAACGGGAUUGUCGUCGUGGCAACAUCCAAUAGGCCACCUGAAGACCUCUAUAAAAAUGGGCUUCAGAGAGCUAACUUUGUACCAUUCAUCACUGUGCUGAAGAAAUACUGCAACACAAUCCGACUUGAUUCUGGAAUAGAUUAUAGGAAACGGGUUCUUCCUGCAGCAGGGAAACUUUACUACCUCACAAGUGAAGCUGAUGUGGAGGCUGUCAUGGAUAAGUUGUUUGAUGAGCUGGCUCAGAAACAAAAUGAUUUAACUAGACCAAGGAUUCUAAAAGUGCAAGGCAGAGAGCUGAAGCUGAAUAAAGCUUGUGGAACCAUUGCAGACUUCACAUUUGAAGAGCUAUGUGACAGACCAAUUGGAGCUAGUGACUAUUUGGAAAUAUCUAAGAAUUUUGACACAGUCUUUGUUCGUAACAUACCACUACUUACCAUAGCAAAAAGGACCCAAGCUCGCCGCUUCAUUACUCUUAUUGAUACAUUUUAUGAUCAUAAGGUACGUAUUAUUUGUUCUGCAUUGACACCUCUCCAAAGCUUGUUUCUGCUAGAACAUCAUGACAGUGGCCUGGAGGAAAGCAGAAUACUGAUGGAUGAUUUGGGGUUGAGCCAGGAUUCAGCUGGAAGACUUUCCAUGUUUACAGGAGAGGAGGAAAUCUUUGCAUUUCAACGAACUAUCUCACGACUUACAGAAAUGCAGACUGAACAGUAUUGGAAAGAUGGGGACAGAAGCAAAAAAUAAUUGUAGCUCAAAGAUGAACAAAACCUCUCAGGACACAGAAAAAGUAUAUAAAGAAAAAAGAUUCUAAUAGAAUUGGAAGCAUUUUUAAUAUAAAUGAAUUGAUUAUUAUUGCACUUGUCCUCUGGACCAUAACUUUCCUUCUGCAAUGUUUACAUUUAAAAUGUAAGAGCUUAGUAAGUUGUGGUUUUGGUUUUGUUAGGUUUCUUUGACACCUCCAGCUUGUGGAUCUGUUAUUAUGCCUUUUAUAUUUGUUUUUUUUUCUCUAGUACAGCAUGACUUCAGUAUUCAACAUGGUUAACUGUGUCCAGCAGCGGCUCCAGGCACCAGCACUCCAAGCAUGUGCCUGGGGCAGCAAGUCGCAAGGGGUGCCCUUCCGGUCCCUGUGAGGGCGGCAGUCAGGCAGCCUUCGGUGGCUUGCCUGCAGGAGGUCCGCCAGUCCCGCGGAUUCAGCGGCAAUUUGGCGGUGGGUACACUGAAGCCAUGGAACUGGUGGACCUCCCACAGGCAAGCCGCCGAAUCCGCAGGACAGGGAAUCUCCCGCAGGUAAGUCGCCGAAGGCAGCCCGCCUGCCAUGCUUGGGGCGGCAAAAAAGCUAGAGUGUCCCCUGACUGGGUCAAGAUCCUUCUUAGGCUGCAGCACAAGUCAACUAUAUAGGCAGGGGUCAUAGUAAAUCGGGGCUGCACAUCUUAGUUUUUUAUGCAGUAUUUUUGUCAUAUUUAUGACAGCUUGCACAAAAGAAAGAUCAAAGCCACACAAAUCAAAUUUACUUGUAUUUUAUACUCUGCUCCCUCUAGAGUCAGUCUGUAAGAUUCUAGAACUCCUGUGUCCUAUCUUUUUUUUUUCCUAACUCUUACUAGGAGCCAUCUGCUGAACUUCAAAUUUCUUCUCUUCUACUGAAAAGAUACGCAUCAUUCUCUGAUAGUUUCCUGAGGUACAUAUACUUGAUCAUAAGCUGGUUCGUUUAUAAACCGACCUCCCCCAAGAUGGAUAAGUAAAAAUGAAAAAUGUUUAUAACCCGUUCAUAAACCGACCCUAUAAUUCAUGAGGUCAGCAAACUUUGGCUCCCCGGCCAUCAAGAUAAGCCCCUGAGGUCCGAGAUGGUCUGUUACCUCAAGCAGCCACAGGCAUGGAGGUAAACCUAAGUAAACAAAGCGACAGAGUGUCCCGGCUUGCCAGCUGCUUACCCUGAUGGGCCGGGACAGCAACUGGUGGGGAAAUUUUUUGAGGGAGAGAAGCUGGGAGUCAGGGGAGUAACCCCUGUGACCACCCCCCCACAUGACCCCACCCCUUGCCCAGGACCCCCACACUCUCCCGUCUCUUUCCACCUUAUCUGGAGAGGAUGUCUGUGGGCAGUGCAGCCUGCAUGUUCCAGCAAGCUGGGCCGGGUGGCACAGCUGCGGCAUGCUCCAGCAGUGCAGCCACAGCCUGCUCUGGGGGCCAGGGCCAAGCGGCACAGCUACAGCCUGCCAGCCCCGGAGCUGCAGCUGCUUUGGAGGUUGGGGGGAGAGCAGCGUGGCCAGAAGCGGAGAGACUCUGGCCCUGCCUCUUCCUUUCUGGCUCUGCUGGCUGUGCUGCCUCUCCUUGCUCUCUCUGUUGCGGGGAGGGGCUGUGUCCCACCUCUCCCCCUCUAUACCCGUUCAUAAGCCGACCCCCUUCUCUGGUGCUUCCCUUUUUUACUAAAAAAAAAAAAAUUUGGCUUAUGAGCAAGUAUAUACGGUAUUGCCUGCUGUCAUUCUAAUGAGGCUGCUGCUGCUUCAUCUUACAGCCUGAAAGCCAAGGGCCUGAUCCUGGGGACGGGAUGAGCCUUAGCAGGAGGUGAGGGUGCUUGUCACCUUAAAGGGGCGAGGUCCAAGUAAAGAAGGGUGAUUAAAAAAAA